AUGACUAAUUCAAAUGGAACCUAUGACAGAAAAGCCUUCACACGCCAAGAGUGGAAGGAGUAUGUUGUGGACUCUGGUCUCUCGCUUGAUCUGAACGGCAAUUCAAGCGAACUUCGAUCGGGAGGAGAUUUACAGAACAAGCGUUCGUGCUCAGAGCCUUCAAUCGCGAAUUUGCUCUUGAACUAUUUUGUAGUGAUGAGUUAUGAAGAAUCCAGCAUCAGGAUGGCAAGGGAGCUGGGAUAUGUCCGCAACAAUAAGGAUGCGGAGCUAUUCAACCAGGUUUACAAAAUCAGGGAGAGGGCCCACGUUCGCGAGCUAAUAAAGCGUGGCCGCAUUCUGGAAGCGAUAGAGUUGAUAUGCUCCACCUUUGGCGCCCAGGUGUUGGAAAACGUGAAAACGGAAUCCAGCACUAAGCCAAAAGCCGGUGAGGAUGACCUGCAUUUUAAGCUGCUAUUACUAAACCUAAUAGAAAUGAUACGAAAACACCACCAAAGCGGCGCCUCUCCGGAAGAGUCCAGUGGCUUCAUCCUAGAGCUCAUAGAGUACUCGCAGCAAAAGCUUGCAUUCAAAGCAGACUCGAACAAGCGCUACAUGAAGGAAUUGGAGCUCGUGAUGACCCUUCUCUUGUUUCCCAUGGAGAGCUCCUCAGAAGGCGAAUCAAGCUCUAGUCUGCCAAAAAGCCUACGAAACCUUUAUUCGUUAUCACUCCGUACCAAGAUCGCCGACUUGGUGAACCGCAAACUGCUUGAGUCAAUGCAUGCCGAAAUCUUGUCUUCCAGCAAUAGCGCUGCUUUCCCUGACCUCAUCGGUUUCAAGACUUUCCACAAGGGAUUCAGUACCUACAACGGUCUGCUUAAUACCAAGACAAAAGACUCAACAGAUAUUGAGUACACCACGACCAAACUCGGUGACAUCAAAGGGGGGCUUGACGCUACCCCAGCAAGCAAGCCUUGGGACACAAAUGCUUGGAAGAAUACCGCUUCUCUGCUAAAAGAAAGGGAUUCAGAAAGUGAAACUAAGCCCGAUGAUUCUGUUGAGGCAAGCCAACAAAUCCAGUACGAAGCUAAAUUAAAUCAGGUUAUGAAGCUGUGGGCGUGGUGCGAAAACCAGCUACAUAAUUGUGGGGUUGGAGUUCCCAGAGUGGAGGGCGGGGUUUAA
Molecule: messenger RNA, 1158 nt
Organism: Lachancea thermotolerans CBS 6340
Lineage: Eukaryota; Fungi; Ascomycota; Saccharomycetes; Saccharomycetales; Saccharomycetaceae
Gene: GID8
Product: glucose-induced degradation complex subunit GID8
Exons: 1
Coding region: 1-1158 (385 amino acids)
Biological process (GO): proteasome-mediated ubiquitin-dependent protein catabolic process
Cellular component (GO): nucleus; cytoplasm
Source: RefSeq, a predicted model, not a curated record